This is a messenger RNA of Hevea brasiliensis (rubber tree), 2655 nucleotides long. RefSeq names its product tricalbin-3. Gene Ontology annotation, molecular function: lipid binding. The record is from RefSeq and is a predicted model, not a curated record. NCBI's taxonomy places the organism in Eukaryota, Viridiplantae, Streptophyta, Magnoliopsida, Malpighiales, Euphorbiaceae. The transcript has 10 exons. Bases 220 to 2247 code for a protein of 675 amino acids.
UGUAUCAAAAAAAAAAAAAAGAGAAAAUGGAAAUUGAUUUUUGCGUCGAUGUCAGACACUUGAGGAAUGAGGAUCACAGAACAUUCAAACGCAUGAGCUUGUUUUUGCUUAUAGAAAAAUCAUUUUCCGCUACGAUUCACCAUUCCCAUUUUCUCUGCAACUUUCUUCAUAAUCAUAUUCAUACUCAUUUCAAUUCAUCAUCACUCACUCAACGCGAAAAUGAAGACCAUUCUUUCUUCUUCUGCUACUACCUGUGAUUUCUCGCUGAUUCUUUUCCCUCAGCUCUGCCCCAGUAAAAAUUCAAGCCACACCUACCCAUCAAUCCCUUUCUCCAAGAGGAGAAGGAAAAAACUUCACCCAAAAUUUUCCCAUCUCAUGUUCUCUGUUAGUGCUUGUAUAAUUCCCACCAAUGGCAGCAACAAUCGUAAUGCUAAUUCUAUCAGGCUAGCUACACGAAUACGAAAUAUUCUUCUCAAACAAAUUGCUAAUGAAUCGGAGACCCAAGAAGAUAUUUCGCUAGAGGAGUCAUCAUCAUUGUCUUCGUCCAUCCAAAUGGGCUCAAAUUUCACCGGUUUUCAAGAAGAUCCCAUGCUCGAUAAGUUAAGGACUCAGUUAGGAGUCAUACACCCUAUUCCAUCUCCUCCAAUUAAUCGAAAUAUUGUUGGGUUAUUUGUCUUCUUCUUCUUUGUUGGCGUAGUUUUCGAUAAGCUAUGGACAUCCAGGAAGACGGCUAAGAUGGUCAGUGGAGGUGGGCAGCGUGGACCGUGGCCUCAAGUUCCUACAAGUUUUUCGUUAUUCUUGGAAAAGGAUUUGCAGAGGAAGGAGUCGGUGGAGUGGGUGAAUAUGGUGUUGGGGAAAUUGUGGAAGGUGUAUAGACCUGGUAUUGAGAACUGGAUUAUUGGGUUGCUGCAGCCUGUCAUUGAUAAUCUGAAGAAGCCUGAUUAUGUGGAGAGAGUUGAGAUUAGGCAAUUCUCCUUGGGAGACGAGCCAUUGUCAGUCAGGAAUGUUGAGCGCAGAACAUCACGCCGUGUCAACGAUUUGCAGUAUCAAAUAGGCCUACGAUAUACUGGUGGUGCUCGCAUGUUGCUAAUGCUUUCACUAAAAUUUGUCAUUAUCCCCAUUGCUGUACCAGUUGGCGUUCGAGAUUUUGACAUAGAUGGUGAACUGUGGGUCAAAGUGCGGUUGAUACCGACUGAGCCUUGGGUGGGAGCUGUUUCAUGGGCUUUUGUUUCCCUUCCAAAGAUCAAAUUUGAAUUGUCACCAUUCCGCUUGUUCAAUUUGAUGGCAAUACCUGUUCUCUCAAUGUUUUUGACGAAACUUCUUACUGAGGAUUUGCCUCGACUAUUUGUUCGUCCAAAGAAGAUUGUAUUGGAUUUUCAAAACGGAAAAGCAGUUGGCCCUGUUGCAAAUGAUUUCAGAACAGGAGAAAUGCAAGAGGGCAACAAUGAUUUCGUUGGAGAGCUAUCAGUUACUCUUGUAGAUGCUCGGAAACUUUCCUUUGUCUUCUAUGGUAAAACAGACCCAUAUGUUAUUCUAAGGCUGGGAGAUCAAACCAUACGUAGUAAAAAGAACAGUCAAACCACUGUCAUUGGGCCUCCUGGUCAGCCAAUUUGGAAUCAGGAUUUUCAUAUGCUUGUUGCAAAUCCUAGGAAACAAAAAUUGUACAUCGAAGUGAAAGACUCCCUUGGAUUUACAGAUUUGGCUAUUGGUAAUGGAGAGGUUGAUCUAGGAUCUCUCCAAGACACUGUACCAACAAACAGGAUUGUGGUUUUACGUGGAGGUUGGGGACUGUUCAGAAAGGGAUCUUAUGGAGAAAUACUUCUUCGACUAACAUAUAAAGCAUAUGUUGAGGAUGAAGAUGAUGAGAAGACAGCAGUGGAGUCCACUGAUACAGAUGAUUCAGAUGAUGAGUUGUCUGAUUCUGAAGAAUCAAAUACUACUUUCAAGUCAACUAGAAGGGAUUCAUAUAGUGAAUCAGAUAAAGAGUCAUUUAUGGAUGUUCUUGCAGCUUUAAUUGUUAGUGAGGAGUUUCAAGGGAUUGUGGCGUCUGAGACAGGAAGCAACAAAAUUUUGGAUGAUAUCUCAUCCGCAGCAUCACGUGGUCUUAAUGCUGAGUCAAUCCCUUCAGAUCCCUACAACAGUUCUGAAAGUUCAGGAGGAUCAGUCAUAGUUUGGCUUGCUGUGUUUACAAGCACUUUAGUUCUAAUAGCUGUCAAUAUGGGUGGCUCAAGUUUCUUCAACCCUUGAUAUGACAUCGAAAAGCUUGCAAGUUGGUCUUAGUACUCCUAUUGAAGAAAUUGGCUUUUGAGUUAUACCUUAUCUAGGCAUUUGUUGUCAGUAGAGGAAAUACCUUUCACUUCGGCAAUUGUGGAAUGGACCCGUUUGGUUCGGUUAAACAGGGUACAAGAAUCUAAAUGGGAAUAUCAUUGGGAAUGUCAUAUCCCCACGCUUGAAGUUGGUAAUAUGAGGGGGAAUGAGUUUCCCCCAUGUAAGGUUGUGCAGUAAAGCCCCUCUUCGCACAUCAUAGGUAUUAUUGGUUAUUUGAAUAGCAAUAUUCUUUUGGCCCCGGAAAAUUUUGACUUUUCUUUCUUUUUUUUUUUUUUUUUUUUUUCAAUUCUAAGGCUUAAUAAAAGAAUUAGGAUUUACAAGCUAAAA